Messenger RNA from Arvicola amphibius (Eurasian water vole), 765 nucleotides. It is a transcript of the gene Klk15, whose product is annotated as kallikrein related peptidase 15. Lineage: Eukaryota; Metazoa; Chordata; Mammalia; Rodentia; Cricetidae. Gene Ontology annotation, biological process: proteolysis. The coding region runs from base 1 to 765 and encodes 254 amino acids. The record is from RefSeq and is a predicted model, not a curated record. Gene Ontology annotation, molecular function: serine-type endopeptidase activity. The transcript has 5 exons.
AUGUGGUUUCUCCUUGCUUUCGUCUUGCUCGUGUCUGCAGCUCAGGACGGUGACAAGGUACUAGAGGGCGAGGAGUGUGUGCCCCAUUCACAGCCAUGGCAAGUGGCCCUCUUCGAGCGUGGCCGUUUCAAUUGUGGUGCCUUCCUCAUCUCCCCACACUGGGUGUUGACUGCUGCCCACUGCCAAACCCGCUUCAUCAGAGUCCGGCUGGGCGAGCACAACCUUCGCAAGCGCGAUGGCCCAGAGCAAGUGCGGUCCGUCGCUCGAAUCAUCCCACAUCCGGGCUAUGAGGCUCGCACCCAUCGGCAUGACAUUAUGUUGCUGCGACUUCUCCAGCCUGCCCGGCUAUCACGGCAGGUGCGUCCUGUGCCUCUGCCCACACGUUGCCCAUUUCCCGGCGAGGACUGUGUGGUGUCAGGCUGGGGCCUAUUGUCAGACAACAAGCCUGGAACCACAGGGAGUCACAAGCCACAAGUGAGACUCCCGGAUACGUUGCAUUGUGCCAACAUCAGUAUUAUCUCCGAGGCAUCUUGCAACAAGGACUACCCAGGUCGAGUGUUGCCCACCAUGGUGUGUGCUGGUGUCGAGGGCGGUGGCACGGACUCCUGUGAGGGCGAUUCCGGAGGACCUCUGGUCUGCAGGGGUGCCCUGCAGGGCAUCGUGUCCUGGGGUGACGUCCCCUGUGAUACUACCACCAAGCCUGGCGUCUACACCAAAGUCUGCAGCUACUUGGAGUGGAUCCGGGAAAACAUGAAAAGGAACUGA